Molecule: messenger RNA, 1036 nt
Organism: Piliocolobus tephrosceles (Ugandan red Colobus)
Lineage: Eukaryota; Metazoa; Chordata; Mammalia; Primates; Cercopithecidae
Gene: FRAT2
Product: FRAT regulator of Wnt signaling pathway 2
Exons: 1
Coding region: 192-893 (233 amino acids)
Cellular component (GO): cytoplasm
Source: RefSeq, a predicted model, not a curated record
ACCCAUUGUUUACAAAUCAACCGGAGCCGGCAGGAUUCCGGCUCCCGCGGCGGCAGUCGCGCGGCUGGAGUGCCUGGCGGGCUCCGGCUUCCGCGUCUGCGCCUACCCCGGCUUCGCCCGCAGCCCCGCGCCCGCGGGCAACCAAGUCCCCAGCGACGCCCGCACAGCUCCGGGUGUCAGGACGGGGGGCCAUGCCGUGCCGGAGGGAGGAGGAAGAGGAAGCCGGCGAGGAGGCGGAGGGGGAGGAAGAAGAGGAGGACAGCUUCCUCCUGCUGCAGCAGUCGGUGACGCUGGGCAGCUCGGGCGAGGUGGACCGGUUGGUGGCCCAGAUCGGCGAGACGCUGCAACUGGACGCGGCGCAGGACAGCCCGGCCUCGCCGUGCGCGCCCCCGGGGGCGCCGCUGCGGGCCCCGGGGUCCCUGGUUGCGGCGGUGCGGGCGGACAAGACCCGGCCCCCGGCGGUACCGCUGCUGCUGCCGCCUGCGUCGGCUGAAACCGUGGACCCGGCGCCCCCUGGGGCCCUGCGCUGCGCCCUGGGGGACCGCGGCCGCGUGCGGGGACGCGCCGCUCCCUACUGCGUGGCCGAGCUCGCCGCAGGCCCCAGCGCGCUGCCGGGGCCGUGCCGGCGAGGAUGGCUCAGGGACGCGGUCACCUCCCGCCGCCUGCAGCAGCGACGAUGGACCCAAGCCGGGGCACGCGCCGGCGACGACGACCCGCAUCGGCUCCUGCAGCAGCUGGUGCUUUCGGGAAACCUCAUCAAAGAAGCCGUGCGGCGGCUCCAACGAGCCGUCGCCGCGGUUGCAGCCACGGGCCCCGCAAGCGCCCCUGGGCCGGGGGGAGGCUGCAGCGGACCGGACCCCAUUGCCCUGCAGCCCUCAGGCUCCUUGCUCUGACCCAGGCCUCCUGGAGGAGAAAGUGGAGGCCGCUGCGUAGACCCAACAGCGUCCAGUUCCUACUAACUAUGAGCUGAAGCCGACGUCGCCAGCCUGGGAGCGACCACUUUGGCUGCGGGGAGGCGCGUGGGGAGAGAUCUCAA